Molecule: messenger RNA, 1410 nt
Organism: Lactuca virosa
Lineage: Eukaryota; Viridiplantae; Streptophyta; Magnoliopsida; Asterales; Asteraceae
Source: the annotation of a GenBank genome assembly
AUGCCUUCGUCUUCUUCUUCUACAACUGCAACUGAUUCAGUUGCCAAAAUCUCCAAAUGCAAAAUUCAUCCAGACAAAAACUCCAUAAUCAAAUCCUUGAAGCUCUCAGUUUCUGAUCUUCCCAUGCUCUCUUGCCAAUACAUCCAAAAGGGUGUCUUGCUCUCUCAACCUCCUUUGCCUCCCCACCACCUAAUUCCCCUCCUCAAACUUUCUCUCUCUAAAACCCUCUCUCAUUUCCCGGCCCUCGCCGGCCGCCUCUCCACCGACGACAAAGGGCAUGUCAACAUUAUCUGCAACGAUUCCGGUGUGGAGUUCGUUCAUUCCACCGCUACCCAUCUCUUCACCCAUCAAAUUCUACUCCCCAAUUGCGACGUUCACCCAUGCUUCAAGACUUUCUUUGCUUUUGACAAGACCUUGAGUUACGCCGGGCACCAUCAACCAAUCGCCGCCGUGCAAGUGACAGAGCUUGGGGAUGGGGUUUUUAUUGGGUGCACCGUUAAUCACGCGGUGGUCGACGGGACUUCCUUCUGGAAUUUUUUUAAUACUUUUGCUGAGAUCUCGAAAGGAGCCAUGAAAGUAACGAACUCGCCGAAUUUUUGCCGGGAAAAUGUUUUUAACUCUCCGGUGGUCCUGCCACUUCCCGACGGUGGACCGGCUGCUACGUUUUCCGGUGAUGAGCCGCUACGGGAGAGGAUCAUUCACUUUAGCAGGGAAUCAAUCUUGAAGAUGAAAUUCAGAGCCAAUAAUCCGUUAUGGAAACCCCAAAACUCCGAUCUGAACGACGCAGAGAUUUACGGGAAGGCGAAUAACGACGGUAACGGAAAACAUAACGGCACGUUAAAGCCCAAAAGUGAAAUUUCGUCAUUCCAAUCACUUUGUGCUCAAUUGUGGCGUUCUGUAACACGCGCGCGUAAUUUCCACGACACAAAAACGACGACGUUCAGGAUGGCUGUUAACUGUAGACAUCGAUUAGAUCCUAAGGUGGACCCCUUUUAUUUCGGUAACUUGAUCCAAAGCAUCCCAACCGUUGCUUCCGUUGGGGACCUACUUUCACAUGACUUGUCGUGGGCAGCCAAUCAGCUCCACCAAAAUGUGGUGGCACAUGAUAAUGUUACUGUGCGCCGAGGUGUGAAGGAUUGGGAAAACAAUCCAAAGUUGUUUCCUUUGGGUAACUUUGAUGGUGCUAUGAUAACCAUGGGAAGUUCUCCUAGGUUUCCAAUGUAUAACAAUGACUUCGGGUGGGGUCGGCCCAUGGCGAUUCGCAGCGGUAAGGCUAAUAAAUUUGAUGGUAAGAUUUCGGCUUUUCCAGGUCGUGACGGUGAUGGCAGUGUUGAUCUUGAGGUGGUAUUAGCUCCCGAGACCAUGGCCGGCCUUGAAUGUGAUCAAGAAUUUAUGCAAUACGUGUCUUAA